Rubroshorea leprosula is the source of this 2415-nucleotide messenger RNA. The record is from the annotation of a GenBank genome assembly. Lineage: Eukaryota; Viridiplantae; Streptophyta; Magnoliopsida; Malvales; Dipterocarpaceae.
CAAAUUCCCCAAAAACCAAUGGCCAAACUUACACAAACCCACAAAUCCUCAUUUCCCUCCAAACAAAUUAUAGGAAAAUUAAAAAAAAAAACUUAAGGGAAACAUGAAGAAUAAUUCCCCUAUUUUCCCGUUUAUCACCAUUCUCAUCAUUAUCUUAUCUUCACCAUCUGCAAAGAAAAAUCGAGAUUCCAAAAAAAUUAAUUACACCCCAUGGAGAAAAGCUUAGAUCCUGAAACUUCCGGAAGCUUCAACAGGAAGAAAGAUGAUGAAUCCAGCACUCCGAGACCAGACGCUCAUGCCGAAGAACUCUCCCCAGAACUUCGUUCGAGUUUCGCUCAGAUCAUGGAAGACGUUGAUAGGUUCGUCGAGACACUGUCUUCUGUUACUGAGAAAUCAAGCUUUCCCGAAAUUCCUGAUUGCGUUAAAUCAUUGUUGAAAAUCAUCGAGUCUCUGAUUUCGAAAUAUGAUGCAUUGACGAGAUUCGGCCAAAAUCAGGAAGAAGACGCCUCAUUUUUUGGAUCGAUGAAUCGGGUUUCGAAGUUGGUUAACAAUCUCGGUGAAUUUCCCUCUGGCUCAUCAAAUUCAAGUUUUAAUCGAGCGAGCUCUGUUCUUCAUCGAGCCGUGUGCUUAUUGGAUGACGAAUUUCAUGUUCUCCUAGAGAAUUCAAAACGGAGCAGCAAUCCAGAUCAUAAAUCUCCGAUGCCAUCCAAACAGUCCUCAUUCAAUCACAAUCAGGAAUUGGAUCAAAGCGUCGCAUCCCAACCAGAGACGGUAACAGAAGACGAAUUUCCUUCUUUUACUAAGGAAUCUAUAGCAAACAUGAAUCGAAUCACCAAAUCUAUGAUCUUCGCCGGUUAUGAGUUGGAAUGCUGUUUGAUUUACAGUGCUUUCAGGGGAAAAGCGUUCGAAAACGAGCUGGACAAGUUAGGAUAUGAGAAUAUUAGCACGGAUGACGUUCAGAAGAUGCAAUGGGAACCACUUGAAAAAGAAAUCGCCUCUUGGAUCAACAUCGUCAAGCGUUGCUUAACGAAUCUAUUCCCCGGCGAACGGAAGCUCUGUCAUUCAAUUUUUUCCGAUUAUCCAUCAAUUGCGGAAAGACUAUUCGUCGAUCUCGCAACCGCCUUGAUUAUGCGGUUUCUCAAUUUCGCAGACGCAAUUGCGCUAACCAAACGCUCCGCGGAGAAAUUGUUCAAGAUUUUAGAUGUUUACGAGACUCUGCGCGAUAUGUUGGCUACCAUUAACGAUCUUCCGGUGGAAGAUUUAGAAGCAGAGAUAACAAUUGCGCAACGCAGGGUUGGUGAAUCUGCUGUUAGCAUUUUCUGCGAGCUCGAAAAUUCGAUUAGGAGCGAUAACGGAAAAACUCCAGUUGCCGGCGGUGCCGUCCACCCCUUGACUCGCUAUACCAUGAAUUACCUUAAGUAUGCUUGCGAGUACAAGGACACACUAGAACAGGUCUUUCAACUGCAUCCGAGAAAGAACAUAUCAUAUUCAAACCAGCUGAAGGUACAGGAGGAACCGAAGACGAUGGAACACAGUGAGUCGUCGGAGUUUUCAAUACAAGUGAGGAUGGUUAUGGACCUAUUGGAUGCUAAUCUCGCCAUGAAAUCGAACCUGUACAAGGACCCUUCUCUGCGCUAUAUAUUCUUGAUGAAUAAUGGGAGGUAUAUUGUGCAGAAGCUCAAAGGAUCAGCAGAGAUUUACGAAAUAUUGGGUGAAGCAUGGUACCGGAAGCGUUCUUCGGAGCUCCGGCGGUAUCAUAAGAAUUACCAAAGAGAAACAUGGAGCAAAGUGUUGCAGGUUCUGAACCACGAGGGUUUGCAGGUGAAUGGAAAGGUGUUGAAGCCAAUAUUGAAGGAGAGGUUCAAAAGCUUCAAUUCCUUGUUCGAUGAGAUCCACAAGACGCAGAGUGCGUGGAUACUGAGCGACGAGCAACUUCAAUCAGAGCUUCGGGUAUCGAUAUCCUCGGUGGUGAUUCCGGCGUACAGAUCCUUCCUUGGCAGAUUCAAGCAGUUCCUGGCUCCCGGAAGACAAACGGAGAAGUAUGUAAAGUACCAACCUGAGGAUAUUGAGGGAUUGAUUGAGGAUUUGUUUGAUGGAAAUCGGGUGUCCAUGGCAAAGAGGAAGAAUUAAUAACAGAGUUGAAAAGGGAAGAGAUAGAAAUUUUUGCUUGAUCUCAUGAGGGAGCUGCUGCACCUCUGCAUAACUGACUCCAUUGAAUUUUUUUGAGCUUGUUUAUUGAACAGGCAUUUUGUAGUGAACUCAAUUUUGCAAUUUUGAAUGUCAUGAUGUAAUGCCAUAGGAGAUUUAACUUAAAGUUGAAUUGAUUUAUCCAUUAUCUAAAUGUGAUUGGUUGUCAAUGAGGUCUCAAGUCAAUUAGUUAAAGGAUGCUUAUGCCCUACAAUUUUAUUAUCUGUA